Molecule: messenger RNA, 645 nt
Organism: Trametes versicolor FP-101664 SS1
Lineage: Eukaryota; Fungi; Basidiomycota; Agaricomycetes; Polyporales; Polyporaceae
Exons: 4
Coding region: 1-645 (214 amino acids)
Source: RefSeq, a predicted model, not a curated record
AUGCAGGCAAAACCGUACCCUCAUCGCCCUUAUGCGGUAGGCCUGCGCGCGGUCCGUCGCUGCUCGGACGACUGGAAACCGGCCUGGACGGUGUUUCCCUUGAAGGCGUUCCGGGGAUCGAGCUAUGCCUACCUGAAGAUUCAGUCGCACUGGGACGACGCGGACUUGCUGCGGGAGCUCAGCCGCUCAUAUGACAAGCUGCGCACGGUGUGGCGGAAAUGGUUCUCGCUGCGAGGCGUUCGAUCAAUCACUAUGGUCUACGUACGCAUUCCUCUCGCUCUCGCCUCUGCUGCCGACCACACAUUUGUCUAUCCGCGACGUGUUGGGCCCGCGGGCGUCAGCCCAGCGAAGAACAUGCGUCUCCGCUGGUUCCUACACCACCCCGAACAGAUGCGCGGCCGACACGAGUUCAUGCAGGUGCUUACGGCGCGCACAGACCUUGGCAUCGAGUUCGUGGAGGGCUGGCAGCUCACGCGCAUCGCAGUCGCGAUUCUGCUGCCUGUGAUUGCAUCUCUGUUCCUGGGUGUGUUCUACUCAGUGUUCACUGGAGACGUGUCUGAUGCGUUUACUAUCGCUGGAUACAUGACCUCUGCGUACUCGGUGUGCUUGGUUCUGCUAGGGCUCCUGAACUUCGUCGAGUUCUAG